AUGGCUUCAUUUGCCAUGGACAAGGACCAAAUCCUCGUAGGUGUAUUGCUGUAUAUCUCCGGAGUCAUUGUCUACCGCCUCUUCCUCCAUCCUCUGAGCCGAUUUCCUGGCCCUAAGCUGGCCGCCAUUUCAUCCCUACCCGAGUUCUACCACGACGUCCUUCGUGGCGGCCGCUAUAUCUGGGAGAUUGAGCGCAUGCACGAGAAGUACGGUCCCAUCGUCCGCAUCAACCCGCGCCAACUCCACAUCAAAGACCCCUGCUUCUACGACGAGAUCUACGCCGGCGGCUCGCGCAGACGCGACAAGUACGCCGAGUACGUCAAUGCCCUGGCCGCCGACAACAGCUCCGCCACGACCGUCGACCACACGCACCACCGCAUCCGCCGCGGCUUCAUCAGCCCGUACUUCUCCAAGCGGUCGGUGCUGCAGUUCGAAGCCACCAUCUCGGAAAAGCUCGCCAUGCUCACCGCGCGCCUCGAGGAGGCGAGCCACGCCGGCUCCGUGCUGAACCUGCAGCAUGUCUUCGCCGCCCUGACCGCCGACAUCAUCAUGCAGUAUGCCUACGGCGAGACCCACGGCUACCUGGCGCACGAGAGCUUCCGGAACGACCUGGUCGAUGCCGUGGCGACGCAGCUCGACCUGCUGCACGUCAACCGGUUCUUCCCCGGGUUGGUGCGGCUGUUCAAGGAUGCGCCGCCCUGGCUGCUGCGGGCCGUGGGGCUCAAGAUCGCGGAUGUGGUCGAGGUGAAGCUCUGGAUCCGGGAGCUGGCAGCGAAGGCGCUGGCGCGGAAGGGAAGGGCGGGUGGCCGCGCGCGCGAGACCAUUUUCGAUGCCUUGACGGCGGAGACGGUGCCGCCGGAAGAGAAGACGCUGGAUCGUCUGGAGGUGGAGUCGACGGUCAUCUUCGCGGCGGGAACCGAUACCACGGCGCGCGCGCUGGCGGUGGCCAGCUUCCAUCUCAUGCAGAAUCAGGACGUGCUGCGGACCCUGCGGGAGGAGUUGAAGCGGGUGAUGCCUACGCCGACGACUUCCGUCUCGUGGCUGCAGCUGGAACAGCUGCCGUACCUGAGCGGCGUGGUCAACGAGAGCCUCCGUCUGUCGUACGCUCUCGUCACCCGACUGCCUCGCGUGGCGCCCGACGAGACCUUGAAAUACGGCGACUAUAUGAUUCCGCCCGGCACCCCGAUCAGUCAAUCAGCCUACUUCGUGCACCAAGACCCAACCAUCUUCCCCGAGCCGCAGAGAUUCCACCCGGAGCGCUGGAUCCGGGCAGCAGAGAAGGGCGAGAACCUGAAGCGCUUCCUCGUCUCGUUUAACAAGGGGAGUCGGCAAUGCUUGGGGAUCAACCUUGCCUACGCGGAGUUAUACCGGACAAUCGCGGCCGUGGCUCGUCGCUUCGACAUGGAGCUGUAUGAGACUACGCUGGAGGAUAUUCUCGUGAACCGCGAUCUGGGGUUUGGGCAGCCAGAGACGGGCAGAUUCCAGGUGCAGGCGAGAGUGACGGGGAUCGUGAAGGAGUGA
Aspergillus clavatus NRRL 1 is the source of this 1521-nucleotide messenger RNA. RefSeq names its product cytochrome P450. The transcript is spliced from 5 exons. The coding region runs from base 1 to 1521 and encodes 506 amino acids. Gene Ontology annotation, molecular function: iron ion binding; heme binding; monooxygenase activity. Lineage: Eukaryota; Fungi; Ascomycota; Eurotiomycetes; Eurotiales; Aspergillaceae. The record is from RefSeq and is a predicted model, not a curated record.